Copidosoma floridanum is the source of this 639-nucleotide messenger RNA. Its product is annotated as zinc finger protein 677-like. Lineage: Eukaryota; Metazoa; Arthropoda; Insecta; Hymenoptera; Encyrtidae. The record is from RefSeq and is a predicted model, not a curated record.
AUGGACAGUGGUUGCUCGCAGAAUCCACAACGGCGGAAAAGGUCCCAUCGUUGCGACGUGUGCGAAAAAUAUUUUGCGUCCUCGAACCAGGUGAAAACCCACGCGAGGUUCCACACUGGGGAGAAGCCCUUCCAGUGCUCGGAGUGUCAGCGAGGGUUCAGCCAGAAAAGCGAUCUCACGAGACACGUGAGGAUCCAUACAGGGGAGAAGCCCCACAAGUGCUGGGUUUGCAUGCAAAGUUUCAGACUAAAGUCCCACUUGACGAACCACAUGGGCACCCACACCGUAGAACGGCCCCACAAGUGCUCAGUUUGUCCACAAGCAUUUGGUACUGCAGGUAGUCUCGUGAGGCAUAUGAGGACCCAUACUGGGGAGAAGCCCCACAAGUGUAUGGUGUGUUCACGGGAGUUCAGCCAAAGUAGUCAUCUGGCAAGCCACGGAAGGACCCAUACUGGGGAGAAGCCCCACAAGUGCUCGGUUUGUCCACAAGCUUUUGCUCAGAAAAGCGACCGGACGAAGCACAUGCGGGUACACACGGGUGAAAAACCCUUCGAGUGUGUCCUUUGCAAGAAAAGAUUUUCGAGGAGGGAUAGUCAAAAAGUGCACCUUGUCUACUGUGCCAAGCACCAUGGAAGAUGA